Phytophthora infestans T30-4 is the source of this 451-nucleotide messenger RNA. RefSeq lists its product as uncharacterized. The transcript is spliced from 3 exons. The coding region runs from base 25 to 423 and encodes 132 amino acids. The record is from RefSeq and is a predicted model, not a curated record. Lineage: Eukaryota; Oomycota; Peronosporomycetes; Peronosporales; Peronosporaceae.
GGUUAAAAGAUGAUGGCGGAGGCAAUGAGCGAGCUUCGUCCGCUGUAUAAGAAGCUGCUGCGUCUGGCGCAGAGUCUACCGGAGCCCAAACGCCAGUCUUCUAUCGACCAGAUCCGUCGAGAUUUCCGCAGCCACGGAGACCCGACGGACCCCAAAGAGGUGUCGGCACUCAUCCAGCGCGCGCAGUCGUCGCUUAGUUACUUAAAGAUCGUCACACCCCGCGCCGAAUCGAAUACAGGCGUGCAGCGCUACAUCUAUCGCAACGGACAACGCGUGAACGCCGCCGAAUUCGAGGAAAAGGGCGUGGAGAACGCACGCUGGAAGAUGCAAGACAUGGAGGGCGGUCUCAAGCGCCACCACCAGCUUCUACAGCGUCAAUACUUCAUGAACCGCAAGAGCGGCCCACCUCGCCCGAUUUUCUAGACACAAAAGAACCAGCUCCACACCACAA